AUUAAAGCCUAUAAAGAAGUUCGAAAAGGCCAAAACCCCUUUAACCAAGACCCAAUACUCUUCUCUUCUGCAUCCAGAUAUACCAAACCAUUCCUUACUGCCCUUGUUUUCAGCAAUAACCAAUUCCAAGAAACUACCAAACAAAAACCCUUGCGACACAAAAACCAUUCAACAAUCACGUGAGCUCUUAAUAAAAAACGAAUUUCAUUUCACAUCCUCAAAUGGCUUUACUCACAAAACCCUUUUCUCUUCUUUCUCUUUCUAUGCUUUUCAUAAUAUUGUUCGUGGUUUUUAGUUAUCCCACAACUGCUGCAGACACCACCACCUUGAUUUUCAAAGGAUGUGCAGCCCAGAAAUUUCAAGACUCAUCAGAGGUUUACUCUCAAAACCUGAAAACACUCUUGUCCUCUUUGGUUUCACAGUCAUCACAACAAACUUUUGCUACCACAAAUUCUGGUGACGGCCAAAAUUCCAUCAUGGGACUCUACCAAUGCAGAGGAGACCUCACUGUCACUCAGUGCAACAUAUGUGUGAGCAAAAUCUCAGACAUGGUUGACAAACUCUGUGGGAAAUCCAUAGCAGCUCGGAUUCAACUCAGUGGGUGCUACCUUAGGUAUGAAAUCAUUGGGUUCGAGCAAGUAUCAGAGACAGAGUUGAUAUAUAAGGUUUGUGGGUCGACUCAGGCGAGUGAGCCAGGGUUUGAUAACAAAAGAGACAUGGCCUUCAGUGUGUUAACGAAUGGGAUAAAAAAUAGCGGGCUGUUUUACACAGGGAAGUACGAAGAAGUGUAUGUAUUAGGGCAGUGUGAAGGCGAUCUGGCGAGUAGUGAUUGUGGGGAUUGUGUGAAGAGUGCUGUAGAAAGAGCUAAAAAUGAGUGUGGCGACUCGAUUUCAGGGCAGAUUUACCUCCAUAAAUGUUACAUUAGCUAUAGCUACUACCCGAAUGGUGUGCCUAACACUCCUUCAUCACCAUUAUCAGGUGGAGGAGGUAGCAAGCAACAUACACAGAGGACGGUGGCGAUUGCAGUGGGAGGAGUGGCAGCCUUGGGAUUUGGAAUUGCUCUUUUGAUGUUCGUUAAGUCCUUGGUGAAGAAACGUGGUGGUAAGCAGUAUGAAUGAGAGGGAUUCAGUCUGAUCAGGGCUCAAACUUUACUACUUCAAUUUCCUAGUAUUUGCCUUCUUGCUGAAGAUAUUCUAGAUAGAUUGUAUAGUUUCUACAAUUAAAGAUUAAAAGGGUUUCCAUUUUGAAGAUGUACUAGUCUAAUUUUGCGGAAAGAACUUUUGAUAUAUUAAAAAAAAAAAAAGAGCAAAAAUUAAAGAAAAGAGACAAUUAUACGGCAAAAAGUUGAGGGUCUCUGUCUCACCACACUACUGUGCUAGCUUUGGUUUUGGUGCAUUGCAAUUUGCUUUAGAAUAGAGAAAUGGGCUGGCUGGCUGGCUCUCCACAAUCCCGAGACACUUUCAGUUACCACUUUUUGGCUCAUCCACUUUGCAUGAACACCUACUAAACCAUGUGAGUUCACUAUUUUAUGGAUCACGUUAGUGUAAAGUUUUUGGCUGGCUAAUACCUGCAAGUUCGGCCAAGUCUCUGUAUAGAUAGAAAUAUCUAUCCCUGUCUUUCUAUCUAUGUUUUUGAGGUAUUAUUUGGGGGGGAAAAAAUAAUUGUCAUUAUUUAUCCCAUUUUAUAAUCCAAUCAAGCAAAUUUCUUUAUCA
Molecule: messenger RNA, 1712 nt
Organism: Mangifera indica (mango)
Lineage: Eukaryota; Viridiplantae; Streptophyta; Magnoliopsida; Sapindales; Anacardiaceae
Product: plasmodesmata-located protein 1
Exons: 2
Coding region: 222-1118 (298 amino acids)
Biological process (GO): transport of virus in multicellular host; plasmodesmata-mediated intercellular transport
Cellular component (GO): plasmodesma
Source: RefSeq, a predicted model, not a curated record